Saxophila tyrrhenica is the source of this 1089-nucleotide messenger RNA. RefSeq names its product swr complex subunit (gene SWC5). NCBI's taxonomy places the organism in Eukaryota, Fungi, Ascomycota, Dothideomycetes, Mycosphaerellales, Extremaceae. Gene Ontology annotation, cellular component: Swr1 complex. The transcript has a single exon. The coding region runs from base 1 to 1089 and encodes 362 amino acids. The record is from RefSeq and is a predicted model, not a curated record.
AUGGCGCACCAAAUCCAAGACGUCGACGCCGAGCCCGAAGAGACAUACGACGAGAAUGCCGACGAGGACUUCAACCCCGACGUCGACAACGAUGGCGCCUCCGCCUCCGCCUCUUCAGAAGACGACGAGGAAACAACCACAACCAAGAAAUCGAAACCUACCCAAAAGCGCAAGGCCACACAAGCAUCCCUAGACGCCGACCUCGACUCCGGCGACGAAGCCACGAUAAACGAGCGCAAAUCGAAGAAGCGGAGACGCAAGCAUGGCAAGCACCAACCCGAUGCACCAGAGGCAGCAGACGAGGACGAAAGCGCCGGCGAAGGGGGGCUGAUUAAGACUCGCGCCCAGCGACUGGCGGAAAAGGUCGAGCGGAAACAGCGGAAGAGGGAGCCGGUGGGGGAGGUGACGAUUGAUGUUGAUGCGGUGUGGGCGGAGUUGAGUGGGUUGGGGGUGGGGAGGGAAACGAAGGGGUUUCUACAGCGGGAGGUUGGGAAGGAGCAGGAUGGGGAUGGGAUGGAUGUGGAUGCGGAGGGGGAUAAGGAAAACAUCGCCGCUGAUACGGCCACUAAGAAGGCGGAGGUAGUCGAUGAGGAGGACAUGAUCACAAUCACCCGCCUAAUCAACUACGCCGGCGAAACGACCUCAGUCAGCGAACGCGUUCCUCGAGCCUCAAAAGAGGCGCAACAAUACCUCGCCUCCCAUCCCUCAGCCUCUCAAAACCCCACCCCAACCUCUACAUCAGCACUCCACCGCCCCCUCCGCCGUCCCUCCCUCUUCGAACCCAACCCCACCGGCGCAGUCAAGAACGUGCCCCCUCAAUUCCUGCGCCCGCGCGCGCCCUCCCGCCUGGACGUCGUGCAGGCCGAGAAGCGCGCGACAGAGGAGCAGCGCAAGAAAGCGCAACGCAUGACGACUGUGCAGAAGAGCGCGCUGGACUGGCGGGGUUUCGUGGAGGGCGAAGAGGGACUGAAGGAGGAGUUGGAGCGGUAUGGGAAAGGCGGGCGUGCGUAUCUGGAUCGCGAGGGUUUCUUGGGGAGGGUGGAGAUGGCGAGGGAGGGGGCGGCGAGAGAUGCGCGGUUGAAGGCGUGA